Messenger RNA from Histoplasma mississippiense, 396 nucleotides. RefSeq lists its product with no specific name. Bases 1 to 396 code for a protein of 131 amino acids. The record is from RefSeq and is a predicted model, not a curated record. NCBI's taxonomy places the organism in Eukaryota, Fungi, Ascomycota, Eurotiomycetes, Onygenales, Ajellomycetaceae. The transcript is spliced from 7 exons.
AUGGCGAAAUGGCGGGCGUUGGGUGUAAACGGGCGUUGGGUGGUGGAUUACGUUAAGGUCUCACAGGCUCUCUGGGGCCCAACAAUGACCCUGAUGAUCGAAUCUGUUUUGAAUUUGUCAAACAGAAAGCUCACGAAAUCGGGAACUUCUAGGGCUUUGGCCAUAAUUGCUUUUGAAUACAAUCAUACAACGAAUGGAGUUGGCUCCGGAUUGAAUGUUACAUGGGAGGGACCGGGUUUCUCCACUGCAGCGCACUUGACCGAUGUUCUCUAUAUACCUAACGAGGGCUGUUUCGUUCGCCUGAAGGCCACAUGUAACGAUUACGCUUUCAUGUCGGGAAACAUAAUCUGGCAGAGACAUCUCGUGUGUAAAGGCCUUCACCCGCCCCAAUUCUAG